Molecule: messenger RNA, 447 nt
Organism: Ctenocephalides felis (cat flea)
Lineage: Eukaryota; Metazoa; Arthropoda; Insecta; Siphonaptera; Pulicidae
Exons: 1
Coding region: 1-447 (148 amino acids)
Source: RefSeq, a predicted model, not a curated record
AUGGUUCAUGAAACUACGUUGAGACUUCCAGGUGAUUUUAUCAAUGUAUCUAAUAACUCAACAAAUCCAUAUUUAUUUUUAGAUAAUCAUCACCGAAUCAUGUGUGCAUUAAAACCAACACCUACUGCUCAUCACAACAAGGGCAAAAUGUUUAUUUUGAAAGAUAUGGACACAUGCACACAUGUAUACCCCAGAGCAGAUCAUGUCCGGAAGCCUUUAGAACCACCUCACAGUGGGCCUUAUGAAAUUCUAGAGCGAGUCACUGACCGGAUUUACAAACUCCGCAUAAAUGAGACUGAAAAGAACUUCGCUGUAAAAAGAUUAAAACCCGCUUACAAUAACAAAUCAGAUACUGAUUGCAAAUCAGAUUCGAAUUCACAUCACAGACCAUCAGCCACGAAACCAACUAAGAAGACUCCAAAAAAGAAAGUUACGUUUAACAUAUGA